CAAACCGCUCUGAGUCUCUCUGUUUACAUCUCACACACUGAGUUAUGGGGGAAUUUUGGACAUUUCUGUGCUAUUCCCCUUUAAAACAGUUGAAUUUACUGAUUAGAAGGAAGUGUUGAUACUUUUGGACGCAUAUUUAAAUAUUUAAUUGUAUAAAAUCCAUUUUAAAUUAUAUUAAAAUUUAUUUAUUUGAUAUUAAAAGUGUUUUAUUUGAUCCAGAUCGGCUUUAUUAGCGCACCGCUUUAGAGCCAUUGUUCACACCCGUUUCCAGUCAAACCCCGCCCCCUGCGCUGUCAUUGGCUUACAGUGACGCCUCACUGCGCUGUGAUUGGACGAUGGAGCUGCUGAGGCUGAAGGUGUUGAUCGGUAUGUAAGAGAGGAGUUUCCGUUAUCGCUCAUCCGGGUACAAUAUCUGGACCAAAUCACGUGAUCACACCAUAUUUAUCUCUUUAAAUUAUUAUUUUUUGUUUUUUUGUUUUUUUUUAAGUCUUAUCUAUCUUUGUGCAGCUAACAGCACGAGGAGAACAGCCAAUCACAGCGCGGGUGGGCGGGGUCUGACGGAAUACGGGUGGUAAAAGUAGAAUAUAAAUAUAUGCAUGAACAUAGCGCGCGAGCAGCAGGAGAAGCAGAGCGCGGGAAUCAUUUGCACGGGAGCUGCACGCAGAGGGAGCAGGCUUGGCGGGAAUGAGCGGCUGAGAGGACGUUAACGAUGCCUGUUCUGAACCUGAUGGGAGACUCCGCCCCUGAUCCUUCGCUCACCCCCUCUCUCUCUCCAUCCACCUCCUCCUCUUCUUCCUCUUCCUCUUUCUCUCUUCCUUCACUCUCCUCCAUCUCUUACUCCUCCCUCUACCCCUCCUCCCUCCCUCCAUCCCUCUCCUCCUCCCUCUCUCCCUCUAACUGCUCGCUCGCCCCCUCCCCCUCCUCCCCUCCCUAUAACUUCUACGCGGUGUUGCUGGUGCUGCUGAUCUUCUGCGUGGUGUUCGGGAAUGUUCUGGUGUGUGUGGCCGUGUCGAGGGAGAAGUCGCUCCAGACCACCACCAACUACCUCAUCGUCUCCCUGGCUGUGUCUGACCUGCUGCUGGCCACGCUGGUCAUGCCCUGGGGCGUCUACCUGGAGGUUGUCGGUGAAUGGAGGUUCAGCCGAAUCCACUGUGACAUCCUCCUCACUCUGGACGUCAUGAUGUGCACGGCCAGCAUCCUCAACCUGUGCGCCAUCAGCAUCGACAGGUACACGGCUGUUGCCAUGCCGAUGCUGUAUAACACGCGGUACAGCUCCAGAAGGAGGGUGGCUCUGAUGAUUGCGGUGGUUUGGUUUCUCUCCUUUGCUAUUUCCUGCCCCCUGCUGUUCGGACUUAAUAACACAGCGAGUCUGGAGGGAAAGGACUGCAGCUUUGCUGACCCGGCCUUCGUGGUCUACUCAUCUGUCGCCUCCUUCUACAUUCCCUUCAUCGUGACCCUGCUGGUGUACGCGCAGAUCUGCGUGGUGCUGCGCAGGCGAGGCAGACGGACGGCGCCACCCCGCAGACACGGCCUGCGCUCCGAGCCCGCAGACGCUCUCCGACAGCACAAGAAUAAAUGCACUCAUCCUGAAGACGUGAAACUCUGCACUCUGAUCGUGAAGCCUCCUGCAGCGCCGCCCCAGCGCAAAAAAGUGACGCUGGUGAAGGAGGCGAUGGUCCACCCCCUGGAGGCGGAGCCUGUGUGCUUUCAGCAGCAGCAGCAGGCUAAAAUCUCCCUCUCUGUCUCUGUGGCGCCCAGCCCCGCCCCCCCAUGCCCUGCCCGGUCCGCCCUGCAGGACGGUGCACACGCACGGCCGGGAUGGAGGGAGCGGGCCGGAGAGAGAGAGAAGGGGGGAGUGGUGAAGGAGAGAGUGAGGGGACGACUGUCUCAGCAGAAGGAGAGGAAAGCAACACAGAUGCUAGCCAUCGUUUUAGGUGUGUUCAUCAUCUGCUGGCUGCCGUUCUUCUUGACCCACGUGCUGAAGGCCCACUGCGGCAGCUGCUGCAUUUCCCCCUCGCUCUACAGCGCCGUCACCUGGCUGGGGUACCUGAACAGCGCCGUGAACCCCGUCAUCUACACCACCUUCAACAUCGAGUUCCGCAAGGCCUUCAUCAAGAUCCUGCACUGCUGA
Molecule: messenger RNA, 2131 nt
Organism: Colossoma macropomum (tambaqui)
Lineage: Eukaryota; Metazoa; Chordata; Actinopteri; Characiformes; Serrasalmidae
Gene: drd2l
Product: dopamine receptor D2 like
Exons: 8
Coding region: 710-2131 (473 amino acids)
Biological process (GO): adenylate cyclase-activating adrenergic receptor signaling pathway
Cellular component (GO): presynaptic membrane; glutamatergic synapse
Molecular function (GO): G protein-coupled receptor activity; dopamine neurotransmitter receptor activity, coupled via Gi/Go
Source: RefSeq, a predicted model, not a curated record